Molecule: messenger RNA, 2619 nt
Organism: Solanum dulcamara
Lineage: Eukaryota; Viridiplantae; Streptophyta; Magnoliopsida; Solanales; Solanaceae
Product: pentatricopeptide repeat-containing protein At1g09410, mitochondrial-like
Exons: 3
Coding region: 166-2136 (656 amino acids)
Biological process (GO): RNA modification
Molecular function (GO): protein binding; RNA binding
Source: RefSeq, a predicted model, not a curated record
GUACAUUAUUAUCCUUGGUUAUUCCAAUGUCUCUUUUUUCAAAUUUCCCUCUCAGCUUUCUUACAAGAAAAUGAAUCUCUAAAUUUCUGCUCCAAUGUACCAUUAAUCUGUGUAUUUACCACAAUUUUCAUACAACAAAUUGCUUAAUCCCUUUUUAAAAAAAUCAUGUAUAAACCUAGAAGUUUGAUCAAAAUAAGCCUUCUAAGCCGUCAGUUCCUUUCAAGAACAUAUUCAAAACCCAAGAAACAGAUUCCAUUGCAAAUGCAAUCAAAACCCCACUUAGAAAAACAGUCCAUUUUUAGCUGCAAUAAAAUGAUUAUGAGCUUAAGCCGUCAAGGCAAAGUUGAAGAAGCACGGCAGCUGUUCGACGAAAUGCCUCAGAGAGAUGUUGUUUCUUAUGCUUCAAUGAUUACUGUUUAUCUUAAACAUAAAGAACUUCCUAAAGCAGAGAGGUUGUUUUAUUCCAUGCCUGAGAGGAAUGUAGUGUCUGAUUCUGCUAUGGUUCAUGCUUACGCGAAAGCUGGGAGGAUCGAUGAGGGUCGGAGAAUCUUUGAUUUGAUGCCGGAUAGGAAUGUUUACGCUUGGACCAGUUUGAUUUCUGGGUAUUUUCAGAACCGUAGAGUGGACGAGGCUCAAAAGUUGCUUCAACAAAUGCCUGAGAAAAAUGUAGUUACGUGGACUACAGCGAUGGUGGGAUAUGCUCAAAAUGGUUUGAUUACUGAGGCACGACGUAUUUUCGAUCAGAUUCCUGAGAAAAAUGUCAUUGUUUGGACGGCUAUGAUCAGGGCUUUCGUUGAAAAUCAUCAGAUCGAUCAAGCUCUUGAGCUCUUUGAUAAGAUGCCUGAACGUAAUUUGUAUUCUUGGAAUGUUAUGAUUCAAGGCUGUUUAAAUGAUAACAGGGUUACCAGAGCUUUGGAACUGUUUAAUGCAAUGCCAUGUAGAAAUGCGGUUUCUUGGACAACUAUUGUUACUGGUCUUGCACGGAAUGGGAUGAUAGAAAUGGCAAGAGAGUACUUUGAUCAGAUGCCAAACAGGGAUCCUGCUGCAUGGAAUGCUAUGAUAACAGCAUAUGUUGACGAAGGUCUAGUGGCUAAGGCCAACGAACUCUUUGAUUCGAUGCCUAAUAAAGAUCUUGUAAGUUGGAAUGUAAUGAUUGAUGGGUAUGCAAAAAUUGGCCUCGAGGGUGAAGCCUUAAAGCGUUUUAUUCUCAUGCUUCAAUCGGGCUUAAGGCCGAAUCAGACUACUCUUACCAGUGUAGUGACCUCAUGUGGGGGCAUCCUAGAGUUAAUGCAAGCUCAUGUUCUUGUUUUACUUCUAGGUUUUGACCAAGACACUUCACUUAAUAAUGCUCUUGUCACAAUGUACUCCAGAUGUGGAGAUAUAAACUCAUCGUUGAUCACUUUUGACAAUCUCAAAGUAAAGGAUGUUGUUUCGUGGACAGCAAUAAUACUGGCAUAUGCUAACCAUGGUCUUGGCAAUCAAGCAUUGCAAGCCUUCUCGCAGAUGUUAAGGUCCGGUAACAAGCCAGACGAAAUCACUUUUGUGGGACUCUUGUCAGCUUGUAGUCAUGCUGGUCUAGUUAAGAAAGGUCAAAAGUUCUUCGAGUCAAUGAGGCAUGCCUAUGAUUUAAAACCGAGGGCGGAACAUUAUUGUUGCCUUGUUGACAUUUUAGGUCGUGGUAAGUUAGUUGAUGAAGCUAUAAGGGUGGUGCAUCAGAUGCCUCCAGAGGAACGUGAUGGUGCUGUUCUAGGGGCUUUACUUGGCGCUUGUAAGUUGUAUGGAGAUGUUGGAGCAGCAAACCAGAUCUGCGACGAAAUAUUAGAGCUUGAACCAGGUAACUCAGGGGCUUAUGUACUAAUGGCAAACACUUAUGCGGCUUCUGGGAGAUGGGGUGAUUUUGCGCAAGUAAGGAAGAAAAUGAAGGAGAGGAAAGUGAAAAAAGUACCCGGUUUUAGUGAAAUAGAAGUCAAUGGGAAAAAUCACAUAUUUUUUGUGGGAGACAAGUCUCACCCUGAGAAAGAGGAGAUUUACACACUUAUUAAAGAAAAUUUAUUGCCUCUAAUGCAAGAAGAUGAUUUAGAGGAAUAUCGAAAGCCAGGUAUUGAAGAAUUUCAUUUGAACCAUUCGCUAAUGUAAGUUCUGAAGCUCAGUGCAGAAAGGCGACCAGGUCAGGCGACUAGAUUACACUCCUAUUCAAAUGUUAGUUCACUCUGGCCACCUUCUAGACCCUUCCAUUGCUCAUCUAGGGGCAGAGCUAGAAGCUCGGAUACAGGCGAACCUGAUCUCAAAGUAGACUUUGAGAAGCAGUUGAACAGUUAUUAUCAGGAAGAGCUAGCUGCUUGAACGCUGGCAAGGAACCUACAUUUUCUUGUGGAGUAAAGAAGAUUAGCUACUGAGUUCACUGAGGUAGAGAAAUGUAAUGCUGUGAUGGACAUGAAGUCUGUAGGACCUACCAAAUGGGUAUGAAAGUGGUUAGUUUUGAAAGCUGAAUGAGAUAAUAGUUGUACAGUAGAAGGAGGCAUCUCAUUAUCUCCGCAGUUUCUUGACAAGGGAAAUCCACAUAAUCCAGCAUUUCCUGAAUAUGAAUCAUUUUCAAAUGUAUCAAGCUGUGGACCUCUA